CGCGAGGGGUAUAUGUGGAAGUUGGAAAAAUUCGGGGUGCGCCCGUGCAUCCCAGCACCGUCAGCUGGAUCCGCCCGCCCUGCGGUGGCGGCAUGAGCGGCGGGGCGUCUCUGGGGCUCAGGCCGUCGGGGAGCUAUGGAUCGCUGCCGCAGCAGCCGAAGCAGCAGCUAGGCGGCUGCCAUUCGUCGCCAUCGCCCGCGCCGUCGGCGUCCCCGCCGCUCGCCGCGCGGAAGCUCGCCAAGAUGUCGCUCGGCGGGGCGGGCGGCGGCGGCGGCCCGCGCGUGUUCGCACGGAUCUGCAAGCUCGCCGGCCGCCGCCAGCGGAUGCUGCUCCUACUCCUCGUCGCCGUCGCCGUGGCCUUCUGCUUCCUCUUCUCAUCACUUGUCAGUAAAGAUGAAGAUGCAUCACCUGGUGUUGAGACGAUGCUUGUAUUUUCUGAUCAUGUCCGGAGCUUUGUGAACCCUGUUUGGACAUCAUCGGGCAGACCAGUAGCCCAGAGAGAUUCACUGACUGCGAAUGAUCUGAGUACAGGAGCACAUAUGGAAAGACAGUCUGACAGUAGUAAAAAACAAGUUCAGGAUCUCAUGCAGAGUUUUCCACCAGCUGUUGUUCUGAAUCACCAUCCUUGUGAAAAUUUCUUUUUGUCUCCUCCACCUAUUGAUAGAAAACGUACUGGACCACGGCCCUGUCCCGUUUGUUAUUUGCCUGUUGAGCAAGCACUGGCACUGAGACCAGCUCAGCCAUCCGCAUCGCCUGUCCUUCAAAGCUUAAAUUAUAUGUCUGAAGAGAAUUUGGUUUCCAAAGAUUCAAAUGGUGGUUCUUUGUUUGGAGGUUAUCCAUCCCUGGAGGAACGAGAUAAAUCUGACGACAUAAAAGAGUUGAUGACAGUACAUUGUGGAUUUGUAAGAGGGAAGAUACCUGGUCUUAAUACUGGGUUCGACAUAGAUGAAGCUGAUCGUUCUGAGAUGCAGCAGUGCCAGAGGACUGUUGUUGCCUCUGCUAUUUUUGGUAACUACUACUCUGUACUCCAAUUCUUGUCUCCAACCUUCUUGCACACUUGCUUACAUGUAUUUUCUCAGGAAACUGAUAUACUGCAACAACCAGAAAACAUCAGUGAAUUUUCAAAGGAUACUGUUUGCUUCUUUAUGUUUCUGGAUGAAGAAACAGAAGCUGCACUAAAGAACUCCACUACUAUUGACCAUACCAAAAGAAUCGGGCUAUGGCGUAUAGUUGUUGUCCGGAACCUACCAUAUUCAGAUGCAAGGCGCAAUGGAAAGGUUCCAAAAUUACUACUUCAUCGGCUUUUUCCUAAUGUGCGAUAUUCAAUUUGGAUUGAUGGGAAACUUAAGCUAGUGAGGGAUCCUUAUCAGGUAUUAGAAAGAUUCUUGUGGAGGAAGAAUGUUAGCUUUGCUAUUUCCAGGCAUUACAGACGCUUUGAUGUCUUUGACGAAGCUGAGGCCAACAAGGCUGGUGGAAAAUAUGACAAUGCUUCAAUUGAUUACCAGAUAGAGUUCUAUAAAAGAGAGGGAUUAACCCAUUAUUCAUCAGCUAAACUUCCUAUGACGAGUGAUGUCCCUGAGGGCUGUGUGAUAGUUAGGGAACACAUCCCCAUAACAAACCUGUUUUCAUGCCUUUGGUUCAAUGAAGUCGACCGCUUCACCUCCAGAGAUCAGCUAAGCUUCAGCAUGGUUAGGGAUAAAAUAAGGUCGCGAGUUAAUUGGACUGCAGACAUGUUCCUGGAUUGUGAAAGGCGUGAUUUUGUUGUUCAGUCAUACCACCGAGAACUGUUGGAACAGCGGCAGGCUAGCUUAAGAAGUAGGCCUCUCCUGCGGCCACCUAUGGGGCAGAUACAGCCAAGAAAGAUGCUUCCAGACAAUGCAUCGAAGGAACCUGGGAAGGCUUCAUCAGCCAAGAAGUUACCAGGGAAGCGUACACGUGAUGAGAGAUCAAGCUCGAAACGAGGUCAUCGAACUAAAGUAAUUGGUGGGAAGGAGGCAAUUCAACUAUAAAUCUCCUGGCAGUUUUGCUCCUAUACAAUUGCGUAUCUGACGAACAGCAUUCCAACAUGUUUUACUAUUUAACUUGUAUCCACACUCCCCGCCCAAAGGCUCGGAAAUUUUGUCAGGAAGUGUUGAUAGAGAACUGAAAUUCUUUGUUGUAAAUAAACAUUUUUUUAGAUCAGAGAUGGAUGCAACUAGCAGCUGAUUCAGCUCAAUUCAUUUUGGAGGUAGUCUUGGGGCUGGUUUCAAAUAGUAAAUGUAUUCCUGAUGAUCGGUAUCAUUUUUCAAGUGGCGAAUUUUAGUUCACAGAUCAAAGGUGAAUUGAACA
Panicum virgatum (switchgrass) is the source of this 2328-nucleotide messenger RNA. Its product is annotated as probable hexosyltransferase MUCI70. The record is from RefSeq and is a predicted model, not a curated record. NCBI's taxonomy places the organism in Eukaryota, Viridiplantae, Streptophyta, Magnoliopsida, Poales, Poaceae. Bases 93 to 2009 code for a protein of 638 amino acids. The transcript is spliced from 8 exons.